Momordica charantia (bitter melon) is the source of this 2384-nucleotide messenger RNA. RefSeq lists its product as uncharacterized. Gene Ontology annotation, molecular function: protein binding. Lineage: Eukaryota; Viridiplantae; Streptophyta; Magnoliopsida; Cucurbitales; Cucurbitaceae. The record is from RefSeq and is a predicted model, not a curated record.
ACGUGAAAACAGUAAACGAGAGGAAACAAAACAGAAAGGGACAAAGAAAGGGCGAGAGGCUUAAAAACAGAGAGAAAGGACAACGAAGGCGACCUCAUCGCGGUUGUCGUCAUCAUCAUUUUUCGAUCUCUCAUCCUCCUCCUCCUCCCUCUUCCUCCUCGGAUUUCUCUCCACCGUUACAUAAUCUUGGAAGAUGCCGGUGUCAAAAUCCAAGUCCGCCUCCAAGGAUAAGCCCUCUGCUAGGGCAGCUGCGAAGAAACAGCCGAAGGCUUCAAAAAACUCUGCUUCUAAAAAUACAAACAGGAGUCCGGCUACGACCGCUCACAAUCCAGUUGAUGAAGUGGUUCAUACAGUUGAAAUAUCAUCAUCACUAGCUGCUUCUUCACUGCACUCUGACAACGGUCACUUCCAGAAUAUGGAAGAUACAGAUGACCACUCUAGCAGUCCACGUGGUACAGUAUCUGAUUUUGAUCUGUCUUCCAACAACGGUAGCUGCUCGGGUGAGUCAGAGGAUCCAAAAGAGAAGGCAGCCGAUUCUUCGACCCAGCAGGAGAGAACACCUGGAUGUGACCAUGACAAGCGGGAGAAGAUUCGUCUAAAGAAUGAGAAGAAACACCAGAGACAGAAAGAGAAACGGGCUCAGGAGUUGCACGAGCGAUGCAAAGGUUAUCUAAUGUCUAGAAAGCUUGAAGCUCUUUCUCAGCAACUGGUCGCCAUGGGGUUCUCUUCUGAAAGAGCUACCAUGGCACUAAUGUUAAACGAGGGCAAGCUAGAGGAAUCAGUCUCCUGGCUCUUUGAAGGAAAUGAGGAAGAAGCUCGGAACAAGGAUGCUGCUAGUAUUACAAGUGGGGGCAACUUGAAGAUUGAUAUUGGCAAUGAGCUUGCUCAUAUCUCGGCUCUUGAAGCACGGUACAAAUGCUCAAAGAAAGAGGUAGAAAGAGCUGUAGUUGCUUGUGGAGGUGAUCUUGAUAAGGCGGAAGGUAUUCUAAGAGAACAAAAGCAGAAGGAACCUGUCAAUCAGUCGAAUCAUGAAGUAGUUGAAACAAAGAGUAUACCAAGAGCUCAAGAAAUGUCUGGGUCUGCUUCCGUCCUUACAAUGCAGUCGAGCAAAAAUGAACGAGAAUUUAGCCGUAAUAGUGCUGCUAUGACAGUGCCAGCAUGGUUAGAAGCUGGCAACAGAAGCGUACAGCAGUCUUUGAAGACGACAGAUCAACCAAGGCUGCUGAGGGGAGGGGAGAAGAGAUGGCCUGCUGUAGGAUCAGGCCUUUCUUCGUCGACUUCAACGCCACCGUUGCCAGUAGUUCAUCAUCCAUAUGUAAAGGCAGGGGCUCAAAUUGGUGUUUUGAAAAACGAAGCAAUCAGUCUGCGGCGAGAGAUACAGGAGCAGCCAGUAGAGCCAGUAGUUUUUAUGCAGCAGCCCCAAUCCAUAAAUGGAUUGCAGAACUCUUUCUCCAGCCCCAUGCUUCCUGGAACUACUUCAUGGUAUUCAAACAAUGCUCCAGCCAUUAAAAACAUCAUUUCAAGUGACAAAUUGCUGCACAAUCAUAGCAGGGCGAGCCUCGGUGCAGAAAACAGAAGGUUAGAGCAGAUCUACCAUCAGCAGACGGCUGUCCAUAAUCAACCACAAUUCAUGGCUGGUCCAGUUGAAAUGCUAUCAUCAGCAGGGCUCGAUAUACCGUGGACGAAAGAGAACGCGUCUUCAUCGCACGCAUUCCCUUCCGAACCGCAGAGUUUGUGGAAAACUGGUGGGGGAAAUGUAUCUUCAUUCGCAGUCCCAUCUUCUUAUGGAUCAAAUUCCACCCUCCACAGCCACAGCCACAGCCAGGGCACAGCACAAACAUCUGGGUUGUUGUCACAGAUGGACUGGAACAUCGGCGGGUUGAUGCCGUAUUGCGAUUACAACAGAAUAGAUUGGACUCUGCAUAGCCCGUCAGCAACCCGAUCGAGCGAGUUGUCUCCGGGUCUUUCUUCGUCAUUGAGGAAUGGUUCCGGGAUGAGGCUGUGUGAACUUGGGAUGCAGGGGGGUGGGGGAGGCGUUAAAGAUAUGUCAUCUUCAGGUGGUUUGCGGGAUUGGACCUCUCCUUUUGCAGGAAAUGACCUAUUCAGUGCGCCCAGGCAACUUGUUACUUCUCCAUUUCCUUAGUUUUGGGGGGGUAUAAUGGGGAAUUAAGUGUAAAACAUGUGUGCCUGAUUGUGUUACUUUAUGGCCUUUUCCUGCUGCUGUGUUGUAGUUUGCCAAUGAAGGUGCAUCAACUAGUGUGGCUAAUAAUUUCAUUAUCUUUUGCCUGCGCCUCUGAAUAUUAUCUUUACCACCGGCCUAGUCUUCUCAUUUCAAAUAUAUAACCACAUACGAUUAUUAUUUAGUUUUAAAACAAGUUUGCCUU